Arachis stenosperma is the source of this 1374-nucleotide messenger RNA. Its product is annotated as beta-glucuronosyltransferase GlcAT14A-like. Gene Ontology annotation, molecular function: glucuronosyltransferase activity. The transcript has 4 exons. NCBI's taxonomy places the organism in Eukaryota, Viridiplantae, Streptophyta, Magnoliopsida, Fabales, Fabaceae. Gene Ontology annotation, cellular component: membrane. Bases 14 to 1327 code for a protein of 437 amino acids. The record is from RefSeq and is a predicted model, not a curated record.
AAGAACAGAGAAAAUGAAGAAACCAAAGCACCACCUGGCACAGCCACCGUCACCACGGCAACAACGAAGACGCAUCGUCGUUUUCAGACUCGGCAUUGCCACGCUUCUCUUCCUUCUCACCCUCAUCCUCUUCGCCGCAACCACACUAACCUCUCCCAUUCUCUCUUCCUACCUUCUUCCGACAUCAAUAACCGUCUCCAUCACGCGCUCCCUCUUCGUCGAAUCCAAACUCCACGCUCUCCCCAUUCCCCCGCUCUCCGAUUCCGUUCCUCCGCGUCUCGCAUACCUCAUCUCUGGCUCCAAAGGCGAUGCACACGCGCUUACGCGCACUCUCCUCGCGCUCUACCACCCGCGCAACCGCUACAUUCUCCACCUUGACCGCGAGGCUUCCGAAACGGAGCGCGGGGAGUUAAAGAGGUACGUGUUUGGACACGCGCUGUUCAUGAGGUUUGGGAAUGUGAGGUUGAUUUCAAAGGCCAACCUCAUCACGUACCGUGGGCCAACGAUGGUGGCGAACACGCUCCACGCGGCGGCGAUUGCGCUUAGAGAGUGGAGCGAUUGGGAUUGGUUCAUCAACCUCAGCGCGUCGGAUUAUCCACUCGUUACUCAAGAUGAUAUCCUUCACGUGUUCUCAACCUUGUCUCGCAAUGUUAGUUUCGUCGAUCAUACUGGUGACCUUGGGUGGAAAGAUCAGUAUCGUGCAAGGCCACUAAUGGUCGAUCCAGGGUUGUACCUGGCACAGAAAAAAGAUCUUUUCUGGAUUACUCAGAAGAGGAGUAGGCCAACACAAUUCAAGCUUUUCACAGGUUCCGCGUGGAUGGUGCUGUCAAGAUCGUUUGUUGAUUACAUGAUAUGGGGAUGGGACACCCUACCUCGGACCCUCCUCAUGUACUACACGAAUUUCGUAUCUUCCCCUGAAGGAUACUUUCACACUCUCAUAUGCAAUGCCAAAGAGUUCAGGAACUCAACUGUUAACAGUGACCUACAUUUCAUUUCUUGGGACAAUCCUCCUAAGCAACACCCUCUCUACCUCAAUCCAGCUGAUUACGAAAAGAUAGUUGGCAGCAAUGCCCCUUUUGCCAGGAAGUUCCCCAGAAACGAUUCGGUUUUGUUGGACAAAAUCGAUAAGGAACUAUUGUCCAAAGUUGGUGCUGAAAGGGCUGUUCCUGGAGGGUGGUGCAUAGGAAGCAGGGAGAAUGGGACUGAUCCCUGUUCUGUAGUUGGUAAUACUACUACUCUUAGACCUGGCCCCGGUUCAGAAAGGCUUCAAACUUUAAUUAAUUCAUUGUUAUCACCAGAAAAUUUUAAGCCAAAACAAUGUGUAUAACAAGAAUCAACCAGUACUACAAUUCUAAUUGAGAUUUUUUUAUUUGU